AUGCACCUGUUCCUCCAGAUCACUGCCAAGGACGAUGUUUCCCUGUUUGACCACACGUCCGGCGUAGCUCUCGCACCUGCUGCUACCGCUGACAGUACAGCUCGCUCACAGUGGCAGACCCGUGACGCUCACGCUCGCCUAGCCGUUCGCAGCCACCUGCCGUUAGAUGAGCGCGAGCACUUUGGCCAGCAUAAGACCGCUAAGGAGCUGUACGAUGCUGUAGUUGCGCGCUACUCCUCCCCAGCUACUGCUGCGAUAGGCCGUCUCUCGCUGCCCUAUCUCUUCCCCGAUCUGGACCACUUUCUUGCCCUCUCCCCCUCUGACCUCACUGUCGACCUGCUCGAGAAGGAACUCCUUGCAGCUGAGAAGAGUAUUGUAGCUGUAGGUGCCUCUCGUGGCGACCCUCGCACUCCCUUCUUUGAGGGGUGUUCCCCCGUCCCCCUUCUCCCCUCCAUUGCAUCUGCUGCUGCUGUCGACUACCUCGGUGCUGAGGAGGUCGGGGCUGCGUCUGCUCCCAGUUGGAGGCGCAAGGGUGGCAAGGGCAAGGGGGGCAAGGGUGGUGGAGGUGGAGGCGGGGGCGGCGGUAGUGGAGGGGGUGGAGGAGGCGGGGGUGGUGGCGGUGGUGGGAGUGGUGCUAGUGGGGGGGGGGGCAGUGGCGGAGGCGGGGGUGGUGGCGGCGUCGGCAGUGGGGGUGGCGAGGGUGGUGGUGGCGGGGGUGGCGGCGGUGGAGCUGGUGGCGGGCGCGGUGGAGCGGUGCAGCGUGGAGGGGUCGGUGGUGGCCAGAGGCAGCAGCAGCAGCGUCCCAUCGAGACCCCGUCCCCCCAGCAGCUCCGUGAGUGGUACUCUCAGCGUGGGGGGUCUGGGGGUGGAGGUACUUGCCCGUACCUUAUCCGCACAGGUGACCGCACUGGCCAGACCUGUGGGAGGUUCCACACAGCACACCGCUGCUUCUUUCGUCUCGACGACGCCUGGCGUGCACAGUUUCCUGACGCCACUGAGCUGCCCCGCUGGGCUGAUCUGAUGAAAAAGAACAUUGAUAUCUUUGCACUUGACUUUGAUGCUAUCCUUGGGGCCAUGUAUGCAUUGACUAUUAGUGUUGAGGGUGACUCUUACCUGCGUGUACCGCCAGACCCGGGUAUUGGGACCAGUGAGGCUGCCGCUCUAGGUGCUAGUGCGUCUGCUGCCCUAGGUACUGGUCAGGCUGCCGCUCUAGGUUCUAGUGCGUCUGCUGCCCUAGGUACUGGUCAGGCUGCUGCUCUAGGUGCUAGUGAGUCUGCGGCUCCAGGUGCUCGUGCGUCUGCGCCUGCUGGUACUGCGUCUACUGAGGCACUGCACACCUUCACACUGGACUCGGGUGCUUCCCGCUGUUUCUUUCGUGACCGCACUGCCCUUGAGCAGCUUGCUCGGCCAGUUGCAGUCUCCCUCGCUGACCCCUCUGGGGGUCCGGUCAUUGCGACCUCCUCCACUGUCCUUCCUUGUCCUGCGGUCCCGUCGGGCACACUGUCAGGUCUCUACCUCCCCUCGUUCUCUACGAACUUGGUGGCGGGUCGUGCGCUCCAGGACGGGGGUGUCCACCAGUUCACCCCUGCCUUCGAGCGCGUGACACACUGCACGUGUGCUCGGACGGGUCGCCACCUGGCUACCUUCACUCGGCAGCCGGGGUCGGACCUGUACACACUGACCACCGAGUCCCCCCAGGUAGCUGCGUCUGCGUCUGCGUCAGGUCAGCUGUCGGCCCCUGCUCGUGUCGCUCCCUGUCGCACGAGACCGUCCUCUGGCACCACCGCCUUGGUCACCCGUCAGUGCAGCGCCUUCGUGGCAUGCACUCCCGGUACCUUGUCUCUGGUCUUCCCAGGGUUCUCCCUCCCCUCCCACCCUCGCCUGCUCCUCCCUGUCUUCCCUGUGUCGAGGGGCGGCAGCGCGCCGCUCCUCACUCCUCCUCGUUUCCCCCGACGACUGCUCCCCUGCAGACGCUCCACAUGGACGUGUGGGGCCCAGCCCGCGUCCGUGGACAGGGUCACGAGAGGUACUUCUUGA
Messenger RNA from Closterium sp. Naga37s-1, 2037 nucleotides. Lineage: Eukaryota; Viridiplantae; Streptophyta; Zygnematophyceae; Desmidiales; Closteriaceae. The record is from the annotation of a GenBank genome assembly.